Molecule: messenger RNA, 4356 nt
Organism: Aedes aegypti (yellow fever mosquito)
Lineage: Eukaryota; Metazoa; Arthropoda; Insecta; Diptera; Culicidae
Gene: timeout
Product: protein timeless homolog
Exons: 15
Coding region: 210-4244 (1344 amino acids)
Biological process (GO): DNA repair; DNA replication checkpoint signaling; replication fork arrest
Cellular component (GO): replication fork protection complex
Molecular function (GO): DNA binding
Source: RefSeq, a predicted model, not a curated record
AAACAAAGUUGUUUGCGCGCGCAAAUCGACAAUCGCCAGUGUUUUCGUUCGAUCCCGGAUUAACUAGUGCGCAGUGCGUGUCGUUCCGGAAGUUUUUCGCGUUCGCGGCCGUUUAUUAGUGAUUACGAUAAAUUUAAAUUUCACGGUUUUGCGUGUUAUUGUGUAUUGAAGUGUUCCUAGUGCAGAACUGAUAAGAACAAACGUGAAAAAUGUCGAUUUUACUAGCGGAUAUCGAUGCGACGUGUUCGGCACUGGGGUGGGAUGAUGGAUGCAAAUAUCAUAUGGAACCGGAUGCCAUCAUGGGUCUGAAGCAUCUGAUCUGGAUAUUGAAACGGGACAGCGACGAUCACGAAUAUCGCCGGUACAUUGGCCAGAAGAAGGUGAUGCAAACCGAUCUGAUUCCGAUGCUGAUGAGCAACUUCGACAAUCCGGACGUGGCCGACGUUUUGCUACGUUUGAUUGUGAAUUUGACCUACCCGACCCUGCUGCUCUACCAGGGCACUCAGCCGAAGGAUGCAGUUGGUCGGAGGAACUAUCUGCAUCUGGUGGAAAUUCUCCAGGGCUACAAGGAAGCGUUUGCCGUUCAGCAGGCUUGGGCUGCCCUCGGGGAUCGGCUGCAGAAAGUGCUACAAGUGGAUUGGGCAGAACGAAUCGAAGAGCAAGAGUUAAUAAUCGAACGGAUUCUCACUCUUACGCGAAACGUUCUAAAUGUCCCAUCGAACAUGGACAUGGAGAAGCGCUUCGACAACGAUGCCAGUUUACACGAUCAGGUCUUGUGGGCAUUACACGAGGCGGGUGUCCUCGACUUGAUCCUAUACAUUCUGGGGUCGGAACACGAACACCAGUAUCAUCUACAUGCUCUGGAAAUAACUUGCCUAGCAUAUCGGGAGCAAUCGGCCACCAGUUUGGCGGAUGCUUCGUAUCAGAGAAGCGCCACUGAAAAGCAUCGUGAUGAAUUGGAACUGCUGGCGGCCAGGAAACGGGAAAAGGCCAAACAGCUCAGCAGGAUUCCGGCUGCGCGGCAUUCGCGUUUCGGCGGAACUUACGUUAUUCAGAACAUGAAAUCGAUCUCGGACAAUGAUCUGAUCUGCCAUCAAUCGCUGCAAAAGGCCCUGCAGAUGGAGUUUGACACGGACAAAAAGCGGGUGAAGAAAAGCUUUCGAAAUGUGCGCGAAACGGGAACUAUCGAGCGGAAAAGUGCAUUUUCGGUGCGGUUGUUCUUGCGUGAAUAUUGUAUCGAAGUGCUUCGGUCGUCUUACAACAAUUUGGUGCGUCAAGUGCGUAAGAUUUUGGAGAGAAAUGCUCACGGUCAGGAGGCCAGCGGCGGACACGACGAUUCGUAUUUGCUGUGGGCCAUUCGCUUCUUUAUGGAAUUCAACAGGGCGAGUGGAUUUAAGGUGGAGCUAGUGAGCGAAUCUCUCAGCGUACCAUGCUUCCAUUGGAUCAUAACCCGGAUAGAACACUUCGUUGACAUGAUGGGUUCGGAUAAAACCCGCGCUCGUCUUUGGGCUAGGCGUCUCCAUGUGGCUGUGCAGGCUUACCGUGAGAUGCUGCACAGUCUGCAGGCGCUGCAAAAGCUGCCAGACGAGAAAGCCAAAGACCUCUUUCUGAUGCUGCAGAACAAUAUCUUCUACGUGCUGGAAUAUCGGGAGGUUGUGCUGCACUUGCUGAUAAACUACAAAGAAACUAACAGCACACGAGCUUACUUACGUGAUGUGGUGGAGACGGCCCAUAUGUUCUUCAAGAUGCUGGAAAAGUAUUGCCAGGGGACUGUGCGUGUCCAGAGUAAGAAGCGCGCCAAGCAGAAGCGCAACAAAAACCGCCAGGACAAUGCCGGCUCACGAAAGGAUCCGGAGCUAAAUGCGGACGAACUGGAAGAGCUGUGGUUAACAAUGGCUGGCGAAGUUUCGACAUGUCUGGCUAAUCAGAUUACGCUUCCCGAGGAAGAUCAUCCCAUUCCUUUCGACGCGGCUUCGGACGUCCCCAUCGAUGAUCAGAAAGGAGACUGCAUGAUAAGGAUUCAUUCCUUGCUACGUGACGGCAAAUACGAACAUGCAAUUAUUUUAAUGCGAUCCGCCAGGGAAGUUUGGCCCAAGGAUGAUUGUUUUGGAUCGUUGGCGUCCGCACCGGAAGAUGAAUUAAUGCUGCUGAAGGAAAUUUUCUUGGCAAAUCUUCCACGGGUGGCAGAAAAACAACUUUCCAUAGAGAAUGAGUUCAUUGAUCAGAACGAGGCCGAUGAUUACGACGACGAAGAAGAGGACGAAGAAGAGGACAAUCAUAUGACUGAAAUUGAUUUUCGUUUCGAAGAUUUCGCCAAAAGAUUGCUGAAUCCGAAAGUUGUACACGCCUGCAUUCUGGUUCUAUCCGAUUGGGAAGAGAUCUCCGUGGAAUCCCUCAAAGCUACCGUUACCAUUCUGCAUCGCAUUGCAGUUGGAUCCAAAAUGCCAGCUUUGCUGUUUCAAGCGUCGCUGUUCCGGAUCUUCCAACGUGUAUUCCACGCCCCCAAGGAUGCUCAUCACGAGGAGCUUCGCCGACUCGGUGUUUAUAUCGUUCGACAGUUUACCGCACUGGCACCGAAUAAUCCGAAAAUCUACGCUGAACUGCUGUUCUACAAAUCGAUUAAGGAAGCGAACGGAAUCGAAAUGGGAUACGAGGAUAUCUACGGGAACAACGUCGGCACCGGCGGACGAAUGAAAGGUGCAUGGAACGAGGAGCAGGAGGAAGAGCUUCGGCGACUGUUCAUGGAAAAUCAAGAAAAUCCCGAAAGCGAUCAAGACGUUAUCGACUGGAUAUUGGACAACUUGAUUGACAAGUCGCGCACCCGGCGAGCCGUUAUUAAAAAACUUAAAGAACUCGGACUGAUAUUCAAGGCGCCAACGAAGAAAAGCAACGCCGCUGCCAGCAAUAAGCACCUCUGGACCAACGAGCAAGAUGAAAAGCUGAAACAACUAUACGAUGAGCACCGUAUGAACGAAAAUGUACUGGCAAUCAUCACCGGGGAGUUUGACGGAACGCGCUCCAAACAGUCUAUAGUCAAGCGGAUGCUUUCGCUGGGACUCAUUGCCGACAAGUCCGAGGUGAAACCUCCCAGAAAAUCUCGCUCGAAGAAAAAGCCUGCCGAAGGUGGGGAUCCGAUGAGCAGUGAUGGUGGUUUAACAUCCGAUUCUGAUGACGACGUAGACGUUAAUCGUCUAACAAGACCGACAAACUCAAUUUCCUCAAAAGCUAAAGCCAAACGAAAACCGCCUGCAGCAUCGUCGUUGAACUUCCGUCGACUUCGAACGAUCAUGUCGGAAAUCGAAGAAUCCAUGAAGGAAGCAAUUGAAUGGCUUAUGGAGUCGUUUACCGAAGCUUGUGCUGACUACGAGGAGGACUCCGAGGAUCCAGACGACGGAGUGCCAGUGGUUCCGGUUAUGCAAGCACAGCGAGAAGCUUUAGAAAAUCCGCAGUUUAAGGAGCUUCUCAAAGAAUUGGGCUUGGAAGCACCCGCUGAAAACGAAGCAUACUGGCGCAUUCCGAUAUCGAUGAAACCUGACGAUUUGCGACUUCGCGUAGGAGUCCUGAAAGGUGAGCAUCAAUCAGCCGAAGAUGAAGCUGAAGAUGGGUCUCAGCCUUUGGCAAUAGAAAAUGUUGGCCACCCUUCGGACGAUGAGGACGACACAGAAGUAUCGGAUGAAAUUUUCAGCGCGUGGCGUAACAAGACAAACAUUUUGUACAGCAAGAGUGACGACGAGAGUGAGAUUCGCGAACCACUCAAGCCCAAGGCGACCAAGAAGAGCGCCAAAAAGCCAAAAGAACCGAAGCAAAGGAAGAAGAAAUCCACCAAGUUCGAUCUCAACGAGUUGGAAAAGCAAAGUGGUGAUGAGGCACUAAUGGAAACUACUUCAAGGCUUAGCGAUGGUGAACUGGACAGUCUGGAUGAUUUCCCUAGCCAUCGAUCACUAGUGGUGACAAGUGACGAAGAUGAAACCAACGAAACCCUCACAGAAAAUACCACCAGUCGGCCAAAGAAGAAGAAAUCCAAAAUCGUGUUGAACUCUGAUUCGGAACCGGAAUCGGAUAGCGAGCAGGUCCGGCUUGUCGUUUCUGAGGACGAAGACGAGCGUAGUAACGAUGGUAGCGCCACUUCCCUAGGAAUUAAGCGAAGCCGACCCGUAACUUCCGACGUAUCGGACGAAGAAGACAGUGGGACGGCGAAGAAGACCAAACGUAGGGCGAUUAUCAGCGAUGACGAAGAAGACUGAUUCUUUCAAACAACUUAAAACAAACGUCAAGUUAGAAUGUAAUUUUCUUUGUCUUUUUUUUCUUAUUGAUUGACUGCGUUCACAAUUAUUAAUCACAUUUAUUGAAAUUCAA